Protopterus annectens (West African lungfish) is the source of this 4642-nucleotide messenger RNA. RefSeq names its product SLIT-ROBO Rho GTPase activating protein 1 (gene SRGAP1). The transcript is spliced from 22 exons. Gene Ontology annotation, biological process: negative regulation of cell migration; signal transduction. Bases 598 to 3789 code for a protein of 1063 amino acids. The record is from RefSeq and is a predicted model, not a curated record. Lineage: Eukaryota; Metazoa; Chordata; Ceratodontiformes; Protopteridae. Gene Ontology annotation, molecular function: protein binding. Gene Ontology annotation, cellular component: cytoplasm.
AGUACCACAAAAGGUGUUGCUUUGGCAGACUGAAGGGGGAGUUUACUGUGGUUCGAUCUUCUAUGGCAAGCACUCAAUUGUAAUGAGCUCGGGAGAAACCUCCCUGCCGUUGUUGCUAGAAAGCAGCAGCAGCCCUUGGGCUUUGUCUGCCGUGGGCUACAUUUGGGGUUGCUUACCAAUGAAUUUUGGGUUCACGUACUGCUACUGCCUGGGGUUAACUGGUGCUGUUGUCCUUUUUCUUUACUUGGGAUCCGGACCUGCUUGGGAAUAUGCUGCUGAAGACUGAUCGGGUGCCGUUGGCUACAUGGUUUUAGAUCGCUUUUAUUUUUAGAUAGGGUGAUUGCAGUGUGUACUUUGGAAGGAAAGGAAUAUUAAAAAGACAGCAUGGCUGAAAUUCGAAUAUAGAAGUCAGAGGCCAGGAAGCGGCGGAUAUCUUCACGUUCUCCAUUCAUUUCAUUGUUGUGGCAUGCUUUGCUGCUGUUUCGCUCUACUAGUAACAACGAUGCAGUGACUUCUUUUUGCAUUUACCGGGUUUAGAUAAAGCAGUUUAAAUUAUUUUUACGUUUGAUUUAUGACAGAUUGAAAGGAGCUUGAAAUAUGUCAACACCGAUCAGGUUUAAAAAGGAUAAAGAAAUAAUAGCCGAGUAUGAAACUCAGGUUAAAGAGAUUCGUGCUCAGCUGGUUGAACAGCAUAAAUGCCUGGAGCAGCAGACGGAUAUGAGGGUACAGCUUCUCCAGGAUUUACAGGAUUUCUUUCGCAAAAAAGCCGAAAUUGAAAUGGAAUAUUCUCGCAGCUUGGAGAAACUGGCAGAAAGGUUCAUGGCCAAAACCAGAAGUACGAAGGAUCACCAGCAGUACAAGAAAGAUCAAAAUCUACUGUCACCAGUGAACUGCUGGUAUUUACUGCUGAACCAAGUUAGAAGAGAAAGCAAAGAUCAUGCCACACUAAGUGACAUCUAUUUGAACAAUGUCAUCAUGCGUUUUAUGCAGAUUACCGAAGACUCUACGAGGCUGUUCAAAAAGAGCAAAGAGAUUGCAUUCCAGCUACAUGAGGAUUUAAUGAAGGUUCUCAAUGAGCUGUAUACGGUAAUGAAAACAUACCACAUGUACCGUACGGAAAGUAUUAAUGCUGAGAGCAAGUUAAAAGAGGCAGAGAAGCAGGAAGAAAAGCAGAUUGGAAGAACAGGUGACCCAGUCUUCAAUAUUCGGUUAGAAGACCGACCUCCGAGACGCAGUUCUGUGAAAAAAAUUGAGAAAAUGAAAGAAAAGCGCCAAGCAAAAUACUCUGAAAACAAGCUGAAGUCCAUUAAAGCACGAAAUGAAUACCUUCUCACCCUUGAGGCAACAAACGCUUCGGUUUUCAAGUACUACAUUCAUGAUCUUUCUGACUUAAUUGAUUGCUGCGAUCUUGGAUACCAUGCAAGUUUAAACAGAGCUCUUAGGACGUAUCUCUCAGCAGAGUAUAAUUUGGAAACAUCUAGGCAUGAAGGACUGGAUAUUAUUGAAAAUGCUGUGGACAACCUGGAACCCCGAAGUGACAAACAGCGGUUCAUGGAAAUGUACCCAAUUUCCUUCUGCCCUCCAAUGAAGUUUGAGUUCCAGCCGCAUUUGGGAGAUGAAGUCUGUCAGAUCAAUGCCCAGCAGCCAGUGCAUGGAGAACUGAUGCUAAGAUACCAGCAGUUACAGUCAAGACUGGCCACGCUCAGAAUAGAGAAUGAAGAGAUUAAGAAAACCACAGAAGCCACUCUGCAAACAAUACAAGAUAUGGUGACCAUUGAAGACUAUGAUGUAUCAGAGUGCUUCCAGCAUAGCCGCUCUACAGAGUCUGUGAAAUCUACUGUCUCUGAGACAUACUUAAGCAAGCCCAGCAUUGCUAAAAGGCGAGCCAACCAGCAAGAGACAGAGCAAUUCUAUUUCAUGAAAUUCAGAGAGCUUCUGGAAGGCAGCAAUCUCAUCACCAAAUUACAAGCUAAACGCGACUUGCUGCAGAAAGCACUCGGAGAGGGCCAUAAAACAGAAUACUUGACCACCAGCCGAGGCCGAAGGAACUCUCAUGCAAGGCACCAGGAAUCAGGAAAAAUCAUCCCCCUUGUGGUUGAGAGCUGUAUCAGGUUUAUUAACCUUUAUGGGCUUCAGCACCAGGGGAUUUUUAGAGUAUCUGGUUCUCAGGUGGAAGUUAAUGACAUCAAAAAUGCAUUUGAGAGAGGGGAAGAUCCACUGACGGAUGAUGAAAAUAACCAUGACAUUAACUCCGUUGCUGGUGUACUGAAGAUGUAUUUCAGAGGGCUGGACAAUCCACUCUUUCCUAAGGAAAGAUUUAAUGAUCUCAUUUCUUGUGUCAGAAUAGAUAAUCUCUGUGAGAGAGCACUACACAUUCGCAAAAUUAUUCUGACAUUACCUAGGUCUAUUCUUAUCGUGAUGAGAUACCUUUUUGCCUUCCUCAGUCACUUAUCACAGUAUAGUGAUGAGAAUAUGAUGGAUCCCUACAACCUGGCAAUUUGCUUUGGUCCCACAUUGAUGCCAGUACCAGAUAUCCAGGAUCAGGUCUCCUGCCAGUCGCAUGUAAAUGAGAUCAUCAAAACCAUUAUCAUUCAUCAUGAAACCAUUUUCCCAGAUGCUAAGGAACUGGAAGGUCCAGUAUAUGAGAAGUGUAUGGCUGGGGAUAACUACUGUGACAGUCCGUAUAGUGAACAUGGUGCAUUGGAAGAAGUAGACCAAGAUGGUGGCACAGAACCCCACACUAGUGAAGAUGAAUGGGAACCAGUGGAAGCUAUAGCCAAAUUUGAUUACACUGGACGUUCUGGACGUGAGCUGUCAUUUAAAAAAGGAGCUUCCUUACUUUUGUAUCAACGUGCUUCAGACGACUGGUGGGAAGGAAGGCACAAUGGAAUCGAUGGUCUUAUACCCCAUCAGUACAUAGUAGUACAGGAUGCGGAUGAUACUUUCUCCGAUAAUUUAAGCCAAAAAGCUGACAGUGAAACCAGCAGUGGACCCAUGACUGAAGAUAAAUCUUCCACCAAGGAUAUUAACUCUCCCACAGACAGGCACCCCGAAGUGUUUUUGGCAAAGCAAAGGAGAAGAACAGAGCCUCAGUCUAUAAGACGCCCAGUCAGGACCAGUGACGGCCACUGUGCAGUACAUUCUGCCCACAGUCUAGCAAACAUGACAGUAGAAACAACUUCUCACAAUAUGGCCAGCCACUGUAGCCCUCGUGCUGUGCUUCAGAAUAGGAACAUUAAUAUUGACAGUCCAGAGAGGAGACGUCGAACAGGUCAUGGAAGCCUCACCAAUAUCAGCCGGCAUGAAUCACUUAAAAAAAUUGAUAGCCCUCCAAUUAGAAGAUCGACAUCAUCAAGUCAAUACAUGGGAUUCAGUGACCGGAAACCUCUGGAUCCAGAGACUAUUGCACAGGAUAUUGAAGAAACAAUGAACACCGCACUGAAUGAACUUCGAGAACUGGAGCUGCAGAGCACUGCAAAACAUGCCCCUGAUGUCGUACUUGAUACCUUAGAACCAAUGAAGCACUCCCCAUCUCCUGCUUCGUCAACAGAAUCUUUAAGUCAGGCCCAUAAUGUUAUGUUGAGGACCACAGAGCCUCCAAUGAGACGUAGCACCAGCUCAUCCAGCGAUACAAUGAGCACCUUCAAACCAGUGGUGGCACCAAGAAUGGGAGUGCAGCUGAAACCCCCUGCCCUUCGACCUAAACCUAUUGUUCUUCCAAAAACAAACCCAAAUUUGGGGCCUCCCCCACCUUCUCAAGGUUCAGCAGACAAAUCUUGUACAAUGUAAAGCCAAAUUACCCAAAAAGGGUACCUUUGAAAGCCUGACUGUUGAUGCAUUGCUGAUUGAGAAAAGGCACAUUGAAAACUCAUUAAUAAUUAUAUGCAUAACUGGAGAUGUACACUUUUCAGUGUUUGGAAUGUACACAGUAUAAUGGCAUUAACGAGGGCAUUUGAAUUUCGUUUAAAACUGGACUAUUUUAUGUGCUAUUUACAAUAGGUUACAUAGAAGUACUUGAAGAUUUUAUGCUGCAUUAUUUUUACUGAGUGCAACACAGAAACUAAGGCUUCCCUGCCUGUAAAAUAUUUCACUGAAGUAGUUUACAUUGUAGAGAGACCCUGUGCAAAGGUGACGAAGUUAACAUUUCAUACAGGUUUACAACUCACUAAGAAUCAGGGAUCUGUAGGAUAUUGCAGUGUUUGUGGUUUUGGGGAAGCAACCUCAUUUGAGGUUGGCAUUGUCAUUAGAAUAUAAUUUUUUUUAAACUCAACAUUCCUUAGGCCUUACUGCCAAUUUUGGAAAAUGUAGCUUCAUAACAUGAUCUAAAUUGUAAUAACCACUGUACCAACUUGCUGUCCUUACUGGUUACUCCACAUAGGCUAUGUCAAGGGAUAUAGUUUGUUUGCUCAGGAUCUCUCCUCAGUACACAGCUUAAUUUGAAGUAGUAAAAUUUUAUUUGUCCCUGAUGGCUUUAUGUCCCACAUUACUGCCUGCUUUCAUUAUUAAAUGUGUUGUUUCUGAAAGCCCCUUUCACAGGGAAAAUUCCAUCCUUUGUCAUUAUGAGCACAGCUGUAUGUAUAUAUAUAUGUAUGUGCAUGUGUGUCUGUAUGUGUUUAUAUACACACACACACACACACACACA